GUCGCCCGGAUCCCACCCCCUCAGACCGCAGGACCUCGAACCCAAAUGAUCCUGCAGCAGCCCCUGGAGCGAGGCCCCCAGGGUCGGGCCCAGCGCAACCCGCGGGCCACCUCGGGAGUGCCCCGAGGCCUGGACGCGAGGUGUGUAUGGGAGCCCUAGGCGGGCCUGGCUCGGGGGCCCAAGAGCUUUGGCUGUGGCCUCAGGCUGGUCUGCAGGCUGACACACGGUGGGGAUUGUCCGCAGGGCUUGGGCGUGAGCUGAGCCACGGUCGGAGACUGGGGACUGAGACCUCCCAGGCAGGCUUCUGGAUGGUUUGAGAGAGGGGGUGACUUGGGCGUCAGCUGAGACGGAGAUGGGCUGGGCGCUCCUGGCUGACUCGCUGGCUUAGGCGGGCAGAUCCUUGGGAUGGGGCCAAGAGGGUGGGAUGCUCCUGGCUCUCUUUUCUUCCCAGCUCCCCUCUCCGAGGAGCUGUGCCCAUGAGCACCAAGCGGCGCCUGGAGGCGGAGCAGUGAGUUUGGGGGCAGGGAGGAACUCCCAGCAAGACCUCUGUCACCUCAGGUCCCCAUCAGACUACUUCUCCUCUGAAUAUCCCAGCCUGCCUGCCUCCCCGUCUCUCCCCAGGGAGCCCCUGCGCAAGCAGUUCCUGUCUGAGGAGAACAUGGCCACCCAUUUUUCUCGGCUGAGCCUGCACAAUGACCACCCGUACUGCAGCCCCCCCAUGGCUCUCUCCCCAGCUCUGCCCCUACUCAGAACCUCUUGCCCCGAGCUGCUUCUCUGGCGCUACCCUGGAAACCUGAUCCCUGAGGCACUCCGGCUGCUGAGGCGGGGGGACACCCCCACCUCCCACUCCCCAGCAACCUCAGCCGUGGACAUAAUGGAGCUCUGAGUGCUGGUGGACAGUGCCCCUGCCCUCCUUCCUUCCUCACAACAGGGAAGACCAGCACGCCCACAGAGGGACCAGCUGCUCUGCUUUUCCUCCAGACCAGGCCUCUGGGCACCAGGAUCUUCUCUCAACAGGACAUUGAGCCCCCCAGAGUCCUGGGGUGGGAGGGGCAGGAGCAUGAGAAGGGAGAUUUUCCCCCCCCCCAGAACCCAAUAAAGAUUGAUGAGCAAAUGAA
Messenger RNA from Phacochoerus africanus (Common warthog), 1118 nucleotides. RefSeq names its product host cell factor C1 regulator 1 (gene HCFC1R1). NCBI's taxonomy places the organism in Eukaryota, Metazoa, Chordata, Mammalia, Artiodactyla, Suidae. The record is from RefSeq and is a predicted model, not a curated record. The coding region runs from base 425 to 886 and encodes 153 amino acids. The transcript has 2 exons.